Molecule: messenger RNA, 753 nt
Organism: Lactuca saligna
Lineage: Eukaryota; Viridiplantae; Streptophyta; Magnoliopsida; Asterales; Asteraceae
Source: the annotation of a GenBank genome assembly
UUUUGAGUUUUAGUUAUUUUCAUUACAAUUAUGUUUAAGUUCUUAUAUAUGUAAUUUAUAUAUGUAAUGAACAUUUUCAUUAAAAGAAAUUAAUGAAAGAAAAGACUUUCUCUCUCAAAACAUAUUUUCUCUCUCUAAGUUUCAAAUUCAAUAUCUCUGUCCCCUCUUUUCUAAUCCUUGAAUACUCAAUUCACUUUUAUUUUCUUUUUAUUUUCGGUUUAAAUUUCAUAAUUUCUUUGAUUUAAUUUUGUUGAUUUUCAAGUAAUUUGAAGAAGAUUGAAGAUGUUAGACCCUUGUUAUGCUCAUUGCCUUCAAUUCACAAGAUUCGCAAAUGAAACCCUUAGAUCUAAGUUAGAACUAUUAGAUGCAGUACAUCAAAUGAAGCAUGAUCGAAAACCUCAUAAUUUUUUUUUGAAAGGGAUAAGUUGCCUGAUAGUUUCAUACUCAGUUUCCUUUCCUUCUUACGCCGCUUCAAGUUCCAACCCUGGGUUUGGCAACGCCAAACUAACGAGUCUAAUUCCUCUACUUCAUGAUGAUCUUAAUGUUCUUUCAGAUGAUCUUAAUGUAAGUGGUCUGCAAGGUGAACUAGGGACACAUGCUGAAUUAGAGAAAAAAAGGUGCUCUACAAGACUCAACAACCACCAUUUUUUGGAUCGCACCAGGCACUACUGCCAUGAGGACCUCACACUUCACAACACUCGCCUCAUCCUCUUACCAUCCUUACCGCCACCAACGUCUAAAUUAAACUCUUGA